UUCAUUUUGAACCAUACCAAUAAGUUUUCCAAGGUUUCGAAAGGUAGUACCAAAAAAACUAAACCAUACAUCUUGUAAGAAAGUAAUUUAUUUUAAAAAAUCAGUAAAACAUAGUAAAUAUUUUAUUUUUUAACAAUGAACAAUAAGGCAAAGCGUUGUGGGGCUUUGUUCUCAAAGCUAUCCAGCGCUUUAUCGUUAUACAUAAUUUUCAACAUUUUGUUUAUUUCAAAAAUUUUUUCUGCUAACGUUGAAGGACCAAUUAUCGGGAUUGAUUUAGGAACCACAUAUUCAUGUGUUGGUAUUUUCAAGGGGGGCCAGGUUACCAUCAUUCCGAAUGAUCAAGGUAAUCGUAUUACACCAUCAUAUGUCGCUUUUGCUGAAAAUGAAAGAUUGGUGGGUGAAGCUGCUAAGAAUCAAGCUACUGAAAAUCCAACACAAACCCUUUUUGAUGUAAAACGACUUAUCGGAAGAAUGUUCAAAGAUCCAUCCGUUCAAAAAGAUAUUCAAUUAUUUCCCUUCGCUGUUGUUGAUAAAGACAAUAAGCCGUAUAUAAGUGUUCAAGUUGGAAAAGAAAAGAAACUUUUAUCUCCAGAAAAAGUAUCGGCAAUGAUUUUAGGAAAAAUGAAAGAAAUUGCUGAAAAUUAUUUAGGGCAAAAAGUCAAAAAUGCGGUUGUCACUGUUCCAGCGUAUUUCAACGAUGCUCAACGACAGGCUACAAAAGACGCUGGAACGAUUGCAGGGCUUAAUGUCAUUCGUAUCAUCAAUGAACCAACGGCUGCUGCUAUUGCUUAUGGUCUUGAUAAAAAAGCAGAAGAAAAAAAUAUUCUUGUAUAUGAUUUAGGCGGUGGAACAUUUGACGUUUCUAUUUUGACGAUAGACAGUGGCGUUUUUGAAGUCGCUGCAACCUUUGGUGAUACUCAUCUUGGUGGUGAAGAUUUCGAUCAACGCGUAAUGGAACAUUUUAUAAAAGUUUUCAAAAAAAAAACGGGGAAGAACUUGAAACAAAAUAAGAAAGGAUUACAAAAGUUAAGACGUGAAGUUGAAAAAGCUAAGCGUGCACUUUCUAGUACACAUAAGGUUACAAUUUCAGUUGACGACAUAAUGGAAGGCGCUUCAAUAAACGAAGAGUUAACUCGCGCUUUAUUUGAAGAGCUUAAUAUGGAUUUAUUCAAAAAAACAUUAAUACCUGUACGACGUGUACUUGAAGAUGCUUCAAUGAAAAAAGAAAAAAUAGAUGAAAUUGUAUUAGUGGGAGGUUCAACUAGAAUUCCCAAAAUUCAAGAACUUAUUCGAGAUUUUUUCAACGGAAAAGAACUUAAUCGAGGGGUAAAUCCUGACGAAGCAGUAGCUUUUGGUGCUGCUGUUCAAGCUGGUAUCUUGUCGGGCGAAGCUCAGGAAAAUGAAAUGAUUCUUUUAGAUGUAACACCUUUAACUCUUGGGAUUGAAACAGUAGGAGGAGUUAUGGCGCCACUUAUUAAAAGAAAUGUUGUGAUUCCAACAAAAAAAUCACAAGUUUUUUCAACCAACUCGAAUAACCAGCCAGGCGUGUUGAUUCAAGUUUUUGAAGGAGAACGACCUUUAACAAAAGACAAUCAUUUAUUGGGAAAAUUCGAACUUUCAGGAAUACCUCCAGCACCAAGAGGUGUUCCUCAAAUUGAAGUUACGUUUGAAGUUGAUGCAGAUGGUAUUUUAAAGGUGGUAGCUGAGGAUAAGGGCUCAGGAAAAUCGCAAAACAUAGUUGUCAACAACGACAAAGGACGCUUAAGUCAAGCAGAAAUUCAAAAAAUGAUUCAGGAAGCGGAAAAGUUUGCUGAAGAAGAUCGCCUUCAAAAACAACGCAUCGAUGCUAAGCAGGCUUUUGAAAGUUAUGUUGAGAUUCUGAAAAACUCAGUUGAAGAAAAUUCUGAGUUGGCGGGAAAAUUAAGCUCUGAGGACAAAUCUACCAUAAAUACUGCGGUUUCUGAUGGAAAAUCUUGGUUAGAAGAAAACAGUAGUGCUGAGGCAGAUGAAAUUAAAGCAAAACAUAAAGAAAUUGAAAAUAUUUGCGCUCCCAUAAUCAAGAAGUUGUACGGCGCUGGUGCUGGAGCUGGUCCAGAUAUGUCAACCGAUGAUUCGGAUGCAUCUCAUGACGAGUUGUAGUAACAAUUUGACAUUCAUAAUAUCUGGAACAAAUUUAUUUUUAUACUAGUUGCAAAGUACAAUAUAUUUGUUAUAAAAAAUUAUCAAAAAUUAAAAGUAGUAGUUAAUGUGCUCAGUUCUUUUUUUUUGCACUGCACUCUUAUGCAUCUGAUGAAACAGUGAAAAUGAUACAAUGCUUUAAAGAGAUGUUUUUCUUGUUAAAUACAAGUUUAUGUUUAA
Hylaeus volcanicus is the source of this 2358-nucleotide messenger RNA. Its product is annotated as endoplasmic reticulum chaperone BiP-like. Bases 136 to 2139 code for a protein of 667 amino acids. Gene Ontology annotation, biological process: endoplasmic reticulum unfolded protein response; cellular response to unfolded protein; protein refolding. Gene Ontology annotation, molecular function: heat shock protein binding; ATP-dependent protein folding chaperone; misfolded protein binding. The transcript is spliced from 2 exons. NCBI's taxonomy places the organism in Eukaryota, Metazoa, Arthropoda, Insecta, Hymenoptera, Colletidae. The record is from RefSeq and is a predicted model, not a curated record. Gene Ontology annotation, cellular component: membrane; nucleus; cytoplasm.